AUGAGUUUCAAGUUUAAGAAAUUAAUGUGGUGGAUGGAAGUGGCUACAAUUGUUGGUACUCUAGUAGCGUUUCUAAUAGUGCCUAUGCGAUCUCUCAGCUCUGAUAACUGGAAAAUAACUGCUGCUCUCAUGGGUAGUUAUAUUGGUGGAUCAUAUAAACAUAUAUUAAUCGCUAAUAUCACUUGGACAAGGAAUAAACUUGGUGACUACAAGUACCCUGUUGUGCCAGGACAUGAGAUUGCAGGCAUUGUGAGCAAUGUUGGUUCCAAUGUCAAACGCUUCAAUGUGGGUGAUCAUGUUGGAGUGGGGACUUAUGUCAACUCAUGCCGCAACUGCGAGUAUUGCGAUGAUGGACUAGAACAUCAGUGCAGUAAGGGAGCAGUUUUUACCUUUAAUGGGAUUGAUUUUGAUGGUACAAUCACAAAGGGAGGAUACUCCAAUUUCAUAGUAGUCCAUAAAAGGUAUUAUUUCAAGAUACCAAAAAGUUAUCCAUUGGCUUCAGCAGCACCUUUGUUGUGUUCCGGAAUCACUGUUUAUUCGCCAAUGAUUCGUUACAAGAUGAAUGAGCAGCCGGAAAAAUCUCUAGGAGUGAUUGGCCUUGGUGGAUUUGGUCAGAUGGCUGUUAAAUUUGGAAAGGCUUUUGGUCUGAAUGUAACAGUUUUCAGCACCAGCAUAUCAAAGAAUGAUGAGGCCCUCAAUUUACUUGGUGCAGAUAACUUUGUGAUUUCAUCUGAUCAUUGCUACAUGCAGGGAUUAACAAAGACAUUAGACUUUAUAAUUGACACAAUAACUAGUGAUCAUCCUUAUGAUCCUUACAUGGCACUUCUGAAAACAUUUGGUAUCUUAGUCACAGUUGGGGUUGGUGAGAUUUUUAUGUAA
Arachis ipaensis is the source of this 879-nucleotide messenger RNA. NCBI's taxonomy places the organism in Eukaryota, Viridiplantae, Streptophyta, Magnoliopsida, Fabales, Fabaceae. The record is from RefSeq and is a predicted model, not a curated record.